AUGUCCGCCCCCGAAGCCAACCCAGCCCCCGACGCCCUCGGGCCUCUCCCCGUCGUCGACGGCAAGUCCCCAGAGGAGGUCACAGAACUCCUCGCCAAGGUUGCCAAGCAGGUUCGCUUCUACUAUAGUGACAGCAACCUGCCAGUGGACAAGUAUUUCUUCAGCUUGACUUCUUGCAACCCCGAAGGCUGGGUGCCCAUCAAGACCAUCUUGACCUUCAAGCGCAUGCAAGAGUUCCAGCCUUAUGGCGUGCCCUUCGUUGUAUACGGUCUCCGCCAGUCUAUUGAAGAAGAUGGAAACGACCCCUUGAUCGCUGUCAGUGAGGAUGAGGAGAAUGUGAGGAGGAGCCGGCCGUUGGAGAAGAACGUUCAUGCUUGGGACCGAUCUGUGUACAUUAAAGGCUUUGGUGAGAACGACACCGACGACAACACCCAGGAGAAGAUCGAGGCUUAUUGUGAGCAAUUUGGCAAGAUCAACGCUGUGAGAAAGAGGAAGGAAGAUGUUGAGGGCAAGAAUGGCAAGGGCAAGGGACCCUUCAAGGGCUCUGUCUUCGUCGAGUUCGCCUACGAGGCUGACGCCAAAAAGUUUUCUGAGCAAGAGAGCAUCCCCAAGUUCAUCGCCGAUGGUCCUGAUAUGGUGUUCAUGUCCAAGGACGCCUAUGUCAAGAUGAAGGCCAAGGAGAAGGGUAUCCCUGAAGCCGACAUCCAGAAAGGCAACGUGAAGAAUGCCAAAGAGAGCGGAAAGUUCAACGCCUUCCGAGAGAUGGAGCGGGCUAAGAAUGGCGCCCUGCCCAACCUCGCCAAGAUCCCCGACAACGUUGCUAUCAUCGGCUCUCGACCUGAAGUCAAGAACUUUGCAGCUGCCUCCGAUAACAAAAAGAAGAGGUCUAGGGAUGAUGAGGAUGACGAGGGUCGGGAGGGAAAGGAGGCUAGGACCAAAGCGCCUGAGCCUCUCACUAUCGAGUACAAUGGCGUCACUCUUGAGUGUGACCGUCACUCUGGCAAGGUCCUCGACAAGUCAAAGAUUGUAUUCACCCCCGAAUCCUCCGUCAAAUUUAUCAACCACGGUGAGAACCCAGACUGGAAAGACCUGAAGUCUCAGAUCACCAAAGUCAUGCCCGCUCCUUUCAUCGCUUUCCCUCCUGGUAACACCUGGGGCACCAUCGCCAAGUCGGAUAACAGCGUGUUCUCCGAUGAGGAAUUUGAGAAGUUGAAGGAGGCUAAAAUGACUUUUGGAGGUGUCGAGGUCGAAUGGGCCCGAAUGACUGAGGAGGAACAGCGAAACUUCUGGCACGCGCGAGCUUCCUUCAAGGGAAAGCUUGCUGCCAACGAUUUGAACGAGAAGGAAGAGGAGGAAAAGAAGCGAGGCGGUCGGGGCGGUGGUCGCGGUCGAGGUGGUAGGGGCAGGGGUGGUGGUCGAGGCCGAGGUGGCAACCGAGGCGGCCGUGGGGGCAAGGGCGGUCGAAAGGACAGGAACGAGGAGAAGGCUUCUGGCGCUGGAUUCCCUCCCAAGCUCCAGUCCGCUUAA
Cryptococcus wingfieldii CBS 7118 is the source of this 1527-nucleotide messenger RNA. Its product is annotated as lupus La protein. The record is from RefSeq and is a predicted model, not a curated record. Lineage: Eukaryota; Fungi; Basidiomycota; Tremellomycetes; Tremellales; Cryptococcaceae. Gene Ontology annotation, cellular component: nucleus. The transcript is spliced from 8 exons. Gene Ontology annotation, biological process: RNA processing. Gene Ontology annotation, molecular function: mRNA binding. Bases 1 to 1527 code for a protein of 508 amino acids.